Condylostylus longicornis is the source of this 806-nucleotide messenger RNA. Its product is annotated as chymotrypsinogen A-like. NCBI's taxonomy places the organism in Eukaryota, Metazoa, Arthropoda, Insecta, Diptera, Dolichopodidae. The record is from RefSeq and is a predicted model, not a curated record. The transcript has 3 exons. Gene Ontology annotation, biological process: proteolysis. The coding region runs from base 7 to 783 and encodes 258 amino acids. Gene Ontology annotation, molecular function: serine-type endopeptidase activity.
UUAAACAUGAAAUUUUUGUUAACAUAUUUUUUAAUACAAGCUACAAUUCGAAUAACUCUUUCGAAUUCGAUUUCACCAAGAAUUGCAUAUGGUGAUAUUGCUGAACCUGGUCAAUUUCCAUAUCAUGUACUAUUUAAAAUUGAUGAUGAUUACGGUUAUAAUUGGUGUGGUGGAGUUUUGUUAUCUGAAAAUUAUAUUUUAACUGCUGGUGAUUGUUUGGAAAUUGGAAAUCCCCGAAAAGCUUAUUUGGGCAUUACAAACAUAAGUGAUGCUUCAGAAAAUAUUGUUCGACUUUCAAUUGAUCCUGAAACUGAUUUCAUAUUAUCCCCUAAUGGAAAAUUAGGUUUAGUUAAAAUCAAUCAAAAUUUGAAAUUUUCUGAUUUUAUUAAACCAGCAAUUCUUACCGAUUUAACAUUAACACAAGAAAAUUUACAAGGUAAAUAUGCAACUUUAACUGGUUUUGGUGUACCAUUAACAAGACAUGCUGAUACAUCAAAAUUUUUACGAUACAUUGAAAUACCGAUAGUGUCAUCAGACAUUUGCGAAAAAAGUUAUCCAUACUUUUUUGAUAAUACAUUCUUAUGUGCAAGUAGUGCUGAAGGUAAAUCAUUUUGUUUUGGUGAUCAAGGUGGUCCUCUAGUUAUUAAAGACUCUAAUGAUCAAAAUAUUGUUAUUGGAAUUGCUUAUGCUCAAGGAUAUUGUGGUGAUACUAAAUCUCCUGGUACUUAUAUUCGAUUAACAUCAUAUUUAGAUUGGAUUAAAAAGACAAUGAAUUUAAAAUAAAUAAAAAUAUUUUGAAAUAUUCA